ACUGAUAAAUAAUUAUGUAAUUGUAUAGGUUUUUUUUACUAUGUAGGGAAUCUCAAUAUUUUAGGGGAUGCUUUAUUGAUUUUCAUACAGAUUCAUUGGAAUACAGGUGGAGGCAUGAAAUUUAAUCUUUCCCUAAUCUAAUUGUGGUGCGGCAACUCUCAUCUCAUCAAAGGCCUCAGAUACCCUGUGCCUCGUGUAGGGUAGGCUGAAAAAAGGGGUUUGGCACUUUUAUAGCAAGAACAGAUUAUAGAAGAUAUUGCAGGGGCUUAUUUUCCGGACAUUUACAUUCCUAACAAUGAUAGGGUUAAGGAGAAAAUUUAAUCGGACUAUGUGGUCUAGAUAAAAGAGUCAAGGCUUAUAUGAAAACCGUCAUAAGAAGAGCCGAGAGAGAUCAAUUGUUCCAAAAGAUUGUCACAACAACUGUGACAAAGAUGUCAAACACUAAUCGGGGAUGCAAUAGGUCUGAAUUUUGAUGAUACGACAGAUAUAGCUGAAUCUACUUGUUGCAUGUGUUUUGUUAAUAAUAAAAGAUUGACAACUACAGAAAGAGCUCUUCUUCUGUGUGCUAAGAUGAAAGAGCUGCAAACAGUCCUAGUUGUAGUGUAUGAUCUUUAUGGUAGACUUGAUUUAAGUAAGAUUGGUAUCCCCUUUGGUGAAGAUCAUAAUGGUUGCAAGAUAUUGCUCACAUCUACAACUACAAGUUUGGAGAUUUUAUCCAAACAAAUGAAGGUUCAUAACUUGAUACAACUAGACAUGACAUGAUUAUCUUCCAAAUGAAGUCUAAACAUGCACAUCCUUUGGAAAACACAAUGUUGGAGAGAUUAGAGAUUGUGACAUGGAAGAUAAAAACAACCAGUUGCAGUUAUAAUAUUAUCAAUAAAAAAAUCAGGGAGAAUAUAUUGUUGCAUGCACGGUAUCGUCAUAAAAAAAAUUGUGUUGUAACUUCUUGUGCCAUUAUGUCGUUUAAGAGGGGAUUGGUUCCGCAGUCCGCGAAUAGUUUGGGGGAUAUUUAUAUUCCUAGCAUGGAUGAUAAGGUUAAAGAACAAAUUAUGAGUGCACUAAGAGUGAGAGACCAAGGAGAAAAUAUCAUUGGAUUAUGUGGGCCAGAAAAAAGAGUCAAGCAUUCUGCAAAAACAGCUAUAAGAAGAGCUGAGAGAGAUCAAUUAUUCCAAAAGAUUGUCACAGCAACUGUGACAAAGAAGCCAGACAUUACAAAGAUUCAAACACUAAUUGGUGAUGCAAUAGAUUUUGAUGAUAAGACGGAUCCAGCUGAAUCAACUUGUUGCAUGUUUUUUGGUAAUAGAAAAAGAAUGGCAACUGCAGAAAGAGCUCAUCUUUUGUGUGCUAAGAUGAAAGAGCUGCAAACAGUCCUAGUUGUACUGUAUGAUCUUCGUGGGAGACUCGAUUUAGGUGAGAUUGGUAUCCCCCCCUUUGGUGAAGAUCAUAAUGGUUGCAAGAUAUUGCUCACAUCUACAAGUUUGGAGGUUUUAUCUGAGCAAAUGAAGGUUCAUAAAUUGAUACAAUUGUGAGAGACAUGACAUGAUUCUCUUCCAACAAGAGCGUUUGUAGCAGAGAUGAUGAAAAUCAUAAGUCCAAACAUGCACAUCGUUUGGAAAACACCAUGUUGGAGAGAUUAGAGGUUGAGAAGUGCUUUUGUAGGUAUAGAUGAACUAAGAUUUUGUAUUCUGUCAAAUGCUUGUGUUUGUAUUAUAUCCGAGACAUGUAUCCAUUAUGGUAAGAUUUCCCCUGUUUCUUGCAGUAAUUUCGUCUGUGGUUCUUUAAAGGGAGGGAGGAAUUCACUUUCUUCUUUGAUAAAAUGGUUUGAACUAUGUUUGGAAUGGUUGCUUCUGUUAACAAGUCACUUUUGCUAAA
Messenger RNA from Medicago truncatula (barrel medic), 1872 nucleotides. RefSeq lists its product as uncharacterized. The record is from RefSeq and is a predicted model, not a curated record. Lineage: Eukaryota; Viridiplantae; Streptophyta; Magnoliopsida; Fabales; Fabaceae. The transcript is spliced from 3 exons. Bases 759 to 1529 code for a protein of 256 amino acids.